AUGGCCUACCCAUCCCUAACCAAGACUUUCCACAAAGCCGCCUACCCAGCCAUCAGUCCUGCCCGGCCAGAACUCUCUCUCAAAGGCAAGACCGUUGUCAUAUCCGGCGGAGGCACAGGCAUCGGGUCAGCUAUCACACAAGCCUUCGCCGAUGCUGGAGCAGCCCGGAUAGCGAUUCUAGGCCGCCGACCCAAUGUCCUAGAGGAGAUGAAGCAGCAAGUUGAGAACUCGACUGACGGCAAGGUUACUGUGAGCACUCACGCUACGGAUGUCUCCGAUCUGGCGAGCGUCCAGAAGGCUGCGAGGGAAAUUGGGAAGUGGGAUGUUCUGAUCUCCAAUGCUGGGUAUUUGCCCGACAUCAAACAUCUUGUUGACUCUGACCCUACGGAUUGGUGGAAGGCCUUCGAGAUCAACGUCCGUGGCCCAUUCAACCUCGCCCAUGCCUUCUUGCCUCUUCGCAAUGCAGACGCCACCUUGAUCGGUGUCAGCGCCGGCUCGAUCCAGGUUCCAUUCUUGGCCGAGAAUUGGACAGCUUACAAUUCAAGCAAGUUUGCGGCAGUAAAGAUGCUCCAGGAUCUUGCCUCUGAAGUGCAAGAUCUGCAUGUUGUGAGCAUGCAUCCAGGUGUCGUCGAGUCAGCAAUGUCCGAGAAGUCAUUCGCAGGCAAAGCACAAGCACCACAAUACGAUACUGUCGAGCUGCCUGCCCACUUCGCCGUAUGGUUAUGCAGCCAAGAGGCCGGAUUCCUGCGCGGCAAGUUUGCUUGGUGCAAUUGGGACGUCGAAGAAUUGAUUGCGAAAAAGGACGAGCUGCAGGGCAGUCUGGUGGCAACGGCAAACUGCAUCGGGUGGCCUUAUGCUCCAUGA
This is a messenger RNA of Recurvomyces mirabilis, 864 nucleotides long. RefSeq lists its product as uncharacterized. Gene Ontology annotation, cellular component: cytosol. Gene Ontology annotation, molecular function: oxidoreductase activity. The transcript is spliced from 3 exons. Lineage: Eukaryota; Fungi; Ascomycota; Dothideomycetes; Mycosphaerellales; Teratosphaeriaceae. Bases 1 to 864 code for a protein of 287 amino acids. The record is from RefSeq and is a predicted model, not a curated record.